Molecule: messenger RNA, 2049 nt
Organism: Macadamia integrifolia
Lineage: Eukaryota; Viridiplantae; Streptophyta; Magnoliopsida; Proteales; Proteaceae
Exons: 15
Source: RefSeq, a predicted model, not a curated record
UACUACUGCUAGGAGAAUCCUUUCCAAUCAAAUACUAGAGACUUCAAACCUGCAAUUUUUGUCAUUGUAUUACGCAGUGUGGUUCCAUUUGGACGGUCUGGAUCUGUGGCGCUUCCCGGCAAAAGAUGCCCGAGUAACCGUCAAAGACUACAGAACGCCGGAAGGCGGAGGGGCAUCUUAUUUCAAGUCAUUCAGAAAAGAAGCGCUAAAAUUUGACUUAUUUAGAAUCAAAUUGCGUCUUCGGUGGUUACGUCUUCCGUGGCUAAUACAAACUUCCAAAGAAGUUGCCGAACAAAAUAUUCUAUUCGAUUCGUUUCGAUUGUGAAACUUCAAUCAACCAUUUCCUUUUCUUUCCUUUGCGUAAUUGGAAGUAUCAGAAGACGAAGAACACAUGAGUUCCCAGCUUUCGAGACCUCUACAAAAUAUUCUAUUCGAUUCGUUUCGAUUGUGAAACUCCAAUCAACCAUUUCCUUUUCUUUCCUUUGUGUAAUUGGAAGUAUCAGAAGGCGAAGAACACAUGAGUUCCCAGCUUUCGAGACCUCCGAUCUUCUUCAAUAUCUCUUCUUCGAACAAGCUUCCAUCUCUUCCUUCGCGUUCCCCUGCAUCGUUCUUGCCUUUCCGGUGCUUUUCCCGUUUGAUUUCGUGCAGAAAUAUGUCUUCCUCUUCUGAGGACGUUCCUCCAGUACUACAAACAGUCAAAAUCUCAUAUUCAGAGCUCAAAGAUAAGAAUGCAGAUUUGUCAACGAAGAUUGAAGAUGGCUUUGGUCCCAAUGGGUUGGGGAUUCUAUCUGUUUCACAAGUUCCUGGCUUUACUUCAUUGCGUCAAAAUCUCCUGCAUCUUUCACCAAGGUUAGCAAGCCUUCCUGAAGAGGUGAAGAAGGAACUUGAAGAUCCUGAUAGCAGGUACAACUUUGGAUGGAGUCAUGGGAAUGAAAAACUAGAAUCUGGUAAACCUGAUAUGUUAAAAGGCUCUUUUUAUGCAAAUCCAGUGUUAGAUGCACCUACAUCUGAGGCUUCCCUUAUCCAACGGUAAAGUGAAUAUUGCGGUCAACCAAGGAACCUUUGGGAUCUAUAUAUUGGUUAUUCAACUUCUGGUAAUGAUGCAGCUUUCAAAUCUCUGGGGAAGCUGAUGCUGGGUGUAGGAUUGAUGCUGGCAUAUCAUUGCGAUCGAUAUGUAUCCAGAGGGAUGACAAUGUAUGAUAGCAAAGGCCUUGAGCAGAUACUUCUGAGUUCUCGGUGUCAUAAAGGUCGUCUUCUAUAUUAUUUUCCUGCAGAGCAGAGCAACUGUACCCAUGAUGGUGGCUCCAUGUCGUCGUGGUGUGGAUGGCAUACAGACCAUGGCUCGCUCACAGGUCUUACCUGUGGCUUGUUUAUGAGAGAUGCUGUAGAAAUACCUUGCCCUGAUAGUGCUGCUGGCCUUUACAUUAAAACACGGACUGGCCAGAUUGUCAAAGUUGUCUUUGGAGAAGAUGAAAUAGCAUACCAAAUUGGUGAAACCACUGAAAUACUCUCAAGCGGUUGUCUUUGUGCAACUCCACAUUGUGUUAGGGCACCCAAAGGAGAGAAUGCUUUUGGUGUGGACCGUUCAACUUUUGCAUUAUUCAUGCAACCUGACUGGGAUGAAAAUCUUAAGUUUCCCAGGGAUGUGCAUCUACAUCAGGAGAUAAUUCCGCCAAAUGGAACUCUUACCUUUGGAGAGUAUUCAGAGAAGCUUCUUGACAAAUAUUACCACCUGAAAGCAUGAGAAAGAUGCCAUUCUCUUUGCCUACUGGAAUCUUUUACAAAGAACAGGGAAAUUGUUCAGUUGUACGUUAUAAAAAGGGUUACCAUUUGAAAUACUCCAGCUUUUCUUGCUUGCAUACAUGUUCCUCACUUCCCUUUUUCUUCUUUUUUUCAAUAUUUUUUUUUUUUAUAGAAUAACAAAAUUUGAUUGGGCAAAUGGUUCAGAAAGCUGUAUAUACUGUUGAGAUAGAGGUAUACAUGAAUGUACAAAACAUUACAGAUAAUAUAUUUACCACCUAAUUACAGCUUACAACCUUUUGAAUUUCA